Messenger RNA from Drosophila pseudoobscura, 2469 nucleotides. RefSeq names its product catalytic subunit 3B of the oligosaccharyltransferase complex (gene Stt3B). Gene Ontology annotation, cellular component: membrane. Gene Ontology annotation, molecular function: dolichyl-diphosphooligosaccharide-protein glycotransferase activity. The transcript is spliced from 5 exons. The record is from RefSeq and is a predicted model, not a curated record. Bases 112 to 2436 code for a protein of 774 amino acids. Gene Ontology annotation, biological process: post-translational protein modification. Lineage: Eukaryota; Metazoa; Arthropoda; Insecta; Diptera; Drosophilidae.
UAAUUUGCAUAUCGACAGUUCUAGCCGGUGAUUUUUAGACUACGUGUCUAAAAAGAAAAUGUGUGGUUGAUCGGUUUUAAGUUUUAACUCUUGUCUGGCUUGAAUGAAGAUAUGAAUCGAACGCCAAAGAUGAUAAACAGUAAAGUCGCUGGCUACAGCAGCCUUAUUACGUUUUCAAUAUUAUUAAUAGCCUGGCUAGCCGGAUUUUCUUCACGCCUCUUUGCUGUCAUACGAUUUGAAUCAAUUAUCCAUGAGUUUGAUCCCUGGUUUAAUUAUCGAGCCACGGCUUACAUGGUGCAACAUGGAUGGUACAAGUUUCUUAAUUGGUUUGACGAACGAGCUUGGUAUCCAUUGGGUCGUAUCGUUGGUGGAACCGUAUAUCCAGGAUUAAUGAUAACAUCUGGAGGAAUUCAUUACCUUCUCCACGUACUCAACAUUCCCGUCCAUAUUCGUGACAUUUGCGUAUUUUUGGCACCUGUUUUUAGUGGCCUAACAUCAAUUUCCACAUAUUUAUUGACAAAGGAGCUAUGGUCGUCUGGAGCUGGAUUGUUCGCUGCAAGUUUUAUAGCAAUUGUGCCCGGAUAUAUUAGCCGCUCAGUGGCUGGAUCGUAUGACAACGAAGGAAUAGCUAUAUUUGCUCUUCAGUUCACAUACUUCCUAUGGGUGCGUUCAGUCAAAACAGGAUCCGUAUUCUGGUCGGCAGGUGCCGCAAUUUCGUACUUCUACAUGGUUUCUGCAUGGGGUGGAUAUGUAUUCAUCAUCAAUCUAAUUCCUCUACAUGUGUUUGUGCUACUCAUAAUGGGUAGAUACUCGCCCCGACUGUUGACGAGCUACAGCACAUUUUACAUCCUCGGACUUCUUUUUUCCAUGCAAAUACCGUUUGUUGGAUUCCAGCCAAUACGUACAAGCGAACACAUGGCAGCACUUGGCGUAUUCGUGCUUCUCAUGGCUGUGGCUACGUUGCGUCACUUGCAGUCUGUAUUAUCGCGACACGAAUUUAGAAAACUGUUUUUUGUGGGCGCACUGCUUGUUGGCGUAACGGUAUUUGUCGCAGUAGUUCUUCUUACAAUGUUUGGCGUUGUUGCACCAUGGAGUGGACGAUUUUACUCACUUUGGGACACUGGCUAUGCAAAGAUUCAUAUUCCAAUAAUUGCGUCUGUAUCGGAACAUCAGCCAACCACUUGGUUCUCAUUUUUCUUCGAUUUGCACAUUCUUGUAUGCGCUUUUCCGGUUGGUGUCUGGUAUUGCAUCAAACAAAUUAACGAUGAGCGAGUUUUUGUGGUGCUUUAUGCCAUAAGUGCUGUAUAUUUUGCCGGAGUAAUGGUGCGCCUAAUGUUGACCCUAACACCUGUGGUAUGCAUGCUUGCUGGUGUGGCAUUCUCCGGAUUGUUGGACGUCUUUCUGCAAGAAGAUUCUUCAAAACGUAUGGGCAGUGCCAUGAAUGCGGUCACAGAAACCGAUGACCAAGAAGACUCUAUAGAGAGGAAAACCUUAUAUGAUAAGGCUGGAAAAUUGAAACACCGAACUAAACCGGAUUCACCACAAGAUAAUGGAAUAAGCUCAAAUUUAAAAAGUAUUGUGAUUCUGGCGGUUUUAAUGCUGUUAAUGAUGUUUGCUGUGCACUGCACCUGGGUAACUAGCAAUGCGUACUCCAGCCCGUCCAUAGUGCUUGCUUUUCAUAACAGUCAAGAUGGAUCUCGCAAUAUCUUGGAUGAUUUUCGUGAGGCAUAUUAUUGGCUUUCCCAAAAUACGGCUGAUGAUGCAAGAAUAAUGUCGUGGUGGGAUUAUGGCUACCAGAUAGCUGGCAUGGCAAACAGAACAACUUUAGUGGACAACAAUACCUGGAACAACAGUCAUAUAGCACUAGUAGGAAAGGCCAUGUCUUCUACUGAAGAGAAGUCAUAUGAAAUCAUGACAUCUCUGGAUGUUGAUUACGUUCUUGUAAUAUUUGGUGGCGUCAUUGGGUACUCUGGUGAUGAUAUAAACAAGUUCCUUUGGAUGGUUAGAAUUGCCGAGGGAGAGCAUCCCAAAGACAUUAAAGAAAGCGAUUACUUUACUGAUAGAGGAGAAUUUAGGGUAGAUGCUGAAGGCGCUCCAGCCUUACUUAACUGCCUUAUGUAUAAGCUAAGCUACUACAGAUUUGGAGAGCUAAAACUCGACUAUAGAGGACCAUCCGGAUAUGACCGAACUCGUAAUGCAGUUAUCGGAAAUAAAGAUUUCGACUUGACUUAUCUCGAAGAAGCUUAUACUACUGAGCACUGGUUAGUGCGUAUAUACCGAGUCAAAAAACCAUUCGAGUUUAAUAGACCUUCUUUAAAAGGCACCGAAAGAGUUUUUCCCCCAACUAACUUUAUAUCCAGAAAGAACUCCAAACGUCGCAAGGGUUACAUUCGAAACAGGCCGGUUGUAGUUAAAGGAAAAAGAACUUUGAAAUAAAUUCUAAAUGUAUUUAAAUGAAUAUAUCGCCAA